GCAGACAUACAAUCUAAAAUUGCCAAAAUUUGUCUAAUCUAACUCUUAGCUCUUGUACUUCUUAUAGUACCUAUUUAAAUUUAAAGGCUCCAAGUACCUAAAAUAAUAUUAUCAACUUCAAUAUACUCAAGGAGAAAGAUUAUUCAAAUACUAACAUGCAUUCGGAUACUUUAAUGGAAUACGUGUUGGUGAACUACCGAUGGGUGUUUGUAGUAUUCUUCCUCUUGCCAUGUACCGUUUUGGGAAAGAUGUGGGCCGCUUUCGAAAAAAUGUCAUGGUCACGCCGCUGUCGUACCGGACUUAACCACGAGAAAAAAGUUGAAAACAUUCAGCGUGAGGUACGGUAUAGAAAUGUACACGCUUUAGACCGUGUAAUGUGUACGGCCAGACCUAGCUGGAGAAGUAUGACUUUGGCUGAAAUGACGUACAAGAAACGCAUGUUCAACAUAAACGUCCAUUUGGAUGAGAUGAUUUCCAUCGAUAGUCACAGUCGAACAGUCAGGGUUGAACCAAGUAUUACAGUGGGCCAGUUAAUUCCAAUAUUGAUUCAAUCGGGGUGGACAGUACCCGUCGCCUUGGACUUGGAAGAUUUAACUAUCGGCGGAUUAGUUAUGGGCAUAGGAUUGGAAUCUUCAUCUUUCAAGUUCGGAUUGUUUCAUAAGACGUGUACCCGAUACGAAAUAGUCACAGCUGAAGGUGAUUUGAUCACAUGUUCAGAGUCGGAAAAUCCAGACGUUUUCGAAUGUAUCCCAUUUUCGUACGGCACACUGGGAUUCUUGACCGCUAUAGACAUUAGAAUAAUACCGGCAAAAAAAUAUGUCAGACUCCAAUAUCGUCCGAUUAGUUCUUUGGAAAAAAUUCAAUCCAGCCUUAUCUCAGAAACACUUGAUGUAGAAAACAAUGAUUUUGUCGAGCUACUAAUGUUUAGUAAAAAUGAAGGUGUUCUGAUAACUGGAAAAAUGACGAAUGGCAAUCAAAACACAAAAAACGUUAACGAAAUUGGUAGAUUUUAUAAACCAUGGUUUUUUAAACACGUUGAGUCAUUGUUAUUAUCACAGAAGUAUGCCGAAGAAUACAUUCCAUUAAAAGAUUAUUACUUUAGACAUAAUAAUUCUUUAUUUUGGGAAGUACAGGAUAUAAUACCUUUUGGAAACCAUCCAGUAUUUCGUUAUCUAUUAGGAUGGAUAAUGCCUGCAAAAGUGGCACUACUGAAAUUAACACAAACAGACACUAUUAAACAAUUGUACGAUGAACAUCAUUUUAUAGAUGACUUUAUACUACCAAUUUCAAGUCUGAAAAAGUCUGUGGAAAAAUUUCAUGAACAUUUGAAUAUUUAUCCUAUUUGGGUUUGUCCAACUGUUUUAAACCCAGGCCAUGGCCUUGUACAUUCAUAUGCGCCAGUAGACAAAAUGUAUAUUGAUAUUGGUUUAUAUGGAGAACCCAAAGUAUCCAAUUAUAAGUCAGGUAUCGCAAAGGAUUUAGAACUAUUUGUACUCAAGUUAAAGGGGUUUAAGAUGAUGUAUGUUGGUACUUAUUUGAAUGUAAGUGAGUUCAAGAAAAUGUUUGAUCAUCAUUUGUAUCAGAGUACUCGAAUGAAGCUUAAUUGUACAUAUAACUUUCCAGAAGUCUAUGACAAAGUGAAUAAAAAAGUUAGAAGAUAAUAAUACCUUCAAAAGCAAAAAAUGUUAGCAUU
Molecule: messenger RNA, 1693 nt
Organism: Melanaphis sacchari
Lineage: Eukaryota; Metazoa; Arthropoda; Insecta; Hemiptera; Aphididae
Product: delta(24)-sterol reductase-like
Exons: 11
Coding region: 156-1661 (501 amino acids)
Biological process (GO): steroid metabolic process
Cellular component (GO): membrane; cytoplasm
Molecular function (GO): Delta24(24-1) sterol reductase activity; FAD binding
Source: RefSeq, a predicted model, not a curated record